Molecule: messenger RNA, 1923 nt
Organism: Panicum virgatum (switchgrass)
Lineage: Eukaryota; Viridiplantae; Streptophyta; Magnoliopsida; Poales; Poaceae
Product: tyrosine decarboxylase-like
Exons: 3
Coding region: 1-1923 (640 amino acids)
Biological process (GO): amino acid metabolic process
Molecular function (GO): pyridoxal phosphate binding; carboxy-lyase activity
Source: RefSeq, a predicted model, not a curated record
AUGGAGAUCAAUGUUGUGCACUUUUCUGAUGAUUAUUGGGCGAUUCCGGAGGAGGAGACAACACAUUUGGAUUUUGGAUCCCGUGAAACUAUAUUUCAAAAGCCCAAAGAUUCGGAUAACCACUUGAAGGCUCUCUACGUGAGGGGGCACAUCAACGGGAAGCCAGUUUCUUGUAUGCUUGUGGAUAGUGGGGCAAUUGUCAACUUGAUGCCCUAUUCACUCUACAAGAAGCUCGGCGGGACGGACGAAGAACUCAUCAAGAUGAACAUGACGGUCCGCGGCGUUGGAAGAGGUGAUCCCAUUGGUGCCAAGGGGGUUGCUUCGAUGGAGUUGACCGUUGGGAGCAAGACGGUUGCUACGGCGUUCUUCGUCUCCAAUGUGCAAGCACUUAUGUGUUGGCCAAUUCUGCGUCAACACCCUGACGAGUUCCGGCGGCAGGGCCACCAGUUCAUCGACUUCAUCGCCGACUACUAUGCCCGCAUGGGCGACUACCCCGUGCACCCCACCAGUGUCCACCCCGGCUUCCUGCGCCGCCAGCUCCCCGCGGACGCGCCGGCGCAGCCGGAUUCUGACGCGUUCGGCGCGGCGCUGCGGGACGUCCGCGACCUCAUCCUGCCCGGCCUCACGCACUGGCAGAGCCCUCGCCACCUGGUGCACUUCCCGGUGUCCAGCAGCACCGUCGCUGCCCUCGGCGAGGCCCUCACGGCCGGCAUCAACGUCGUCCCCUUCACGUGGGCUGCCACGCCAGCUGUCACGGAGCUUGAGAAGGUCGUCGUCAACUGGCUCGCCAAGGCGCUCCACUUGCCCGAGACCCUCAUGUUCUGCGGCGGCGGUAGAGGCACGCUUCUCGGCACCACAUGUGAGGUCAUCCUCUGCACCCUCGUCACUACGCGGGACUCCAAGCUCGCCGCCAUUGGCAGCAGGAGGAUCGGCGACCCCGUCGUCUACUGCUCCGAUCAGACCCACUUCGCCUUCCGCAAGGCCGCGCACAUCGCCGGCAUCCACCGCGACAACUACCGUGAGGUCGCGACGCUCCGCCACGACAUGUUUGCGCUCUCGCCAGCCGCGCUGCGUGCCACCAUGCAAGCCGACGUGGACGCCGGGCUGGUCCCGCUCUUCCUCUACGCGACGGUGGGGACCACCCAGACCACCGCCGUGGACCCCGUUGGCGAGCUCCGCGCCGUCACGGCGGCGCACGGCGCCUGGGUCCACAUGGACGUGGUCUACGCCGGAUCGGCACUCGUCUGCCCGGAGUUCCGGCACCUGAUCGACGGCGCCAAGACCGUGGACUCGUUCAGCAUGAACGUCCAUAAGUGGCUCCUUCCACGGCGGCUCCUCGCCAACACCGACUGCUGCGCGCUGUGGGUGAGAACGCCGUCGCUGCUGGUGGCGGCGCUCGGCACGGAGCAGGAGUACAUCCUCAGGGGCGGCGCGGCGGCGGAGGGGCACGACGACGUCGUGGACUACAAGGACUGCUCCGUCACGCUGACGCGGCGGUUCCGCGCGCUCAAGAUGUGGCUCGUGCUCCGCUGCUACGGCGUCGAGGGCCUGCGCGGCCACGUCCGCGCCCACGUGCGCAUGGCCGCGUCGUUCGAGAGCAUGGUGGAGGCCGACGCGCGGUUCGAGGUGACGGCGACGAGGCGGUUCGCGCUGGUGUGCUUCCGGCUCCGGUUGCCGGAGGAGGAGAAGCUGGGCGGCGAGAAGGCGGCGGACAACGAGCACAACCGGAGGCUCCUCGAGGAGGUGAACGCGGCCGGCUCCGGGCCGUACAUGAGCUCCGCCAUGGUGGGUGGCAUCUACAUGCUCAGGUGCGCCGUCGGGAGCACGCUGACGGAGGAGCGGCACGUCAACGAGGCGUGGAACGUCGUGCAGGAUCGAGCUGCUUCCCUCCGUAAAAUGGAAAACACGUGCACAAUAACCUAG